AUGAUUGAUUCCAUUUUCGAGGAUCAGCAACCGAAAUUGGAUUUUUGUGACCAUUUUAAUGAUAACUCAACUGAAAACACUGUUGAGACAACGCUAGAAUCAUCGGAAGUGUGUACUGACAUAUGCAGCAAUGAAACAUAUGGGGAUCUUUUCCUUAUGGACUCGGGCGAACUUCUUGGCCUUCGGGAAGAGGUGAUCGGUAGCGACAGCUCUGAACCAAGCAGUGAAACCCAUAGUGUUGAGGAAUCAUUAUUAGGUCAUGAUUCUCCAUUUGAAGCACAGGGGUCAAGUGACGCAAGGAAUGAGGCCUUCGAGUUUGAGGCAGAAUUUAGGCGAGGGCAGGAAGGUGCUAGUCCUCGAAAAAUCGAAGACGUUUCUCCCUUAGGUGCAUCCUCCGAGCCGCCAUCUUUGUUGUCCUACUCCGAGGAGACCUCUCUUUCUCUCCUAAAUGGAGAAGCUACUGAUUGGCGUCCCCACCUCAAGGUCAGUGUUGAUGAUCUUGUGGAAAAUAAUGUUACACCGGUCGCUGCUCCGUUGCCCACUUCGUCGCCGGCACCUCAACAGAAGCUCACCGUGGUCACAACAGCGGCCGCAGUCAAUCGUUUGCGUAUUCUGCCCAUUGCAACCUAUCGACUUCCUGUUCCACCGUCGAAAAAGGAUGUAGUGACAUGGCCCAGCAACCUAACUCUCUUCUAUUCCAAACAGACUUCACUGAACACCCAAACUCAACCCCGAGAUUUGUCAGGCUACAAAACAGCAUCAAUUGGUGAUGCAGACAGGAGUUCUCUCAACGUCGGAGCUGGUUGGCAAGUGGUGACUAUUUCCACAGCCAGUGCAACUGUCAGUCGUCGCAUCUUCUCUCCGUCAAGUCAUCGUCGCGGUGCCUUGGUAACCCCUUCCGUCGUCAAGUUGUCAUCGUCCCCUGCGGCCGCGGCGGUGGCGAGCGCCUCAACAGGUGCUGUGCGUUGUGUUGUCUGUCCCCAGCUGGGCUGUGGGAAGGCCUUCAGGGACACGGCGGCGAUGCGGAAACACCUCCACACCCACGGACCCCGAGUGCACAUUUGUGGGGAGUGUGGUAAAGCCUUCGUGGAGUCCAGCAAGCUAAAACGACAUCAGCUGGUACACACCGGCGAGAAACCAUUCCAGUGCACAUUUGAGGGUUGUGGUAAGCGCUUCUCGCUGGACUUUAAUCUCCGGACGCACCUGCGGAUCCACACUGGCGACCGGCCCUACCCCUGUCCGCAGCCCGGCUGCGCAAAACGCUUCGCUCAAUCCACCAACCUGAAGUCGCACCUGGCCACGCACACCAAACUUCGCUCUGCUCAUGUCGGCACUACCUCUCCCGCUCCCAGCACCGCGUACUUGCCCUCUCGGUACCAGUCCCACCGCAUCUCCCAGCUCUCCUCCCCUCAUCAUCAGCGGCCCAAGCAGAACCCCGCGUUUCUCACUCAACAGAAACAACGCGGUGGUGGUUGUGGAUUUUAUCUGCCGCCCACGGCUACCGCAACGACGAAUAUUCCAGCAUUUAAUACAGCGAGCUCAACUGCGUCUCCAUGUGUGGCCGCGGCAGCGGCAGCAGCUUUUCGCAAGCUCUAUGGUGAUGAGGACUGUGGUUUCACCAGACCGCACCUUCUUUCCCCCAUGAAAACAGCCUCGUCUCAUCUCCUGGCCCUCCAAACCCCUCUUUCGGUCUCCUUAUCUCCCUCUGUUUCCUCUCGUCCGCGAAUCCUCCUCACGAACCGUGGUCGAAAUCUUGCCUUCCAGCGCCCCACUCCACCACUCGCUGCGACAAUUGCCCUGCAGUCCUCAUCGUUGCCGGUAAUAAAACGGGAGGACUUUGGUCCGCAUUUCGAUGAUCCUCUCCUCUCCUCGGUGCUUCCUCCUCCACUCCACAAUAAGUCGACACGAAAGCAAAAUCUGUUCUCUUCACCGUCGGACAAAGUUCCUGCUGCCGCGGCUGCUACCGUUGUGGAUGAAGGCGUAGAUGUCUCCUCGGUUGUUGCGGUAGAAGAGGAAGUUGAGAAUCCCUUCAUUUACGGCAUCCCUUUGCCCCCCUCUGCCGCACCAAGCCCUCACCGACGGGGGCGGGCGCAGAGGGGCACUAAAAAGAGUCUUGGAAACCCUCCACAAAAGACUCCCUCUUCGUCACCGUACUUCACCCGCUCCUCGGUGGCUGCCGGCAGACGACGAAGAGUCGCUUCCGGUCGUCUGAAAACCGUCACGCCUGCUCGUAGCCAUCGCCGGCGGGUCUAG
This is a messenger RNA of Mesocestoides corti, 2253 nucleotides long. NCBI's taxonomy places the organism in Eukaryota, Metazoa, Platyhelminthes, Cestoda, Cyclophyllidea, Mesocestoididae. The record is from the annotation of a GenBank genome assembly.